Triticum dicoccoides is the source of this 1254-nucleotide messenger RNA. Its product is annotated as ATP-dependent Clp protease proteolytic subunit-related protein 2, chloroplastic-like. The transcript has 9 exons. The record is from RefSeq and is a predicted model, not a curated record. NCBI's taxonomy places the organism in Eukaryota, Viridiplantae, Streptophyta, Magnoliopsida, Poales, Poaceae. Gene Ontology annotation, molecular function: ATP-dependent peptidase activity; serine-type endopeptidase activity; ATPase binding. Gene Ontology annotation, biological process: protein quality control for misfolded or incompletely synthesized proteins. Bases 77 to 973 code for a protein of 298 amino acids. Gene Ontology annotation, cellular component: endopeptidase Clp complex.
ACAUCUACCCUCUUCCUCCCUCUGUUAUCCAUUCCGCCACUGUUCACUCCCGAGCCACUCCGCAGCCCCUGCUCCAAUGGCGCUGUGCCGGACGGCGCCCGCCAACUCCUCCUGCUUCCACCCCCGCGCCGUCGCCAGCUCGCCCUCCUCUCUCAGCGUGGGCACCAAGGUCUUCGUCGGGUUGAAGGCCCAGACCAGGCUCGGCUCGUCCGAGUCGUCGUGCCCGAAUGUCAACGCCCGGUUCUACACCGCCGUCAACCGGAGGGUCUCUCUAGGGUUGUCAAACAAGAGGGCUACCAGGGCACGUAUUUCCAUGAUGCCUGUCGGCACCCCACGGGUACCGUACAGAACACCUGGUGAAGGAACCUGGCAGUGGCUUGACAUAUGGAAUGCUUUAUAUCGUGAACGGAUUAUCUUCAUUGGGGACACUAUUGAUGAAGAAUUCAGUAACCAAGUACUGGCAAGCAUGCUGUAUCUUGACAGUGUUGAUGACACAAAGAAGAUUCUUCUAUACAUCAAUGGUCCAGGAGGAGAUCUUACACCAUGCAUGGCGUUAUAUGAUACCAUGCUAAGCCUAAAGAGUCCAAUUGGUACUCAUUGCCUGGGCUUUGCAUUCAACUUGGCAGGAUUCAUUCUUGCAGCUGGUCAAAAGGGUUCACGUACUGGUAUGCCUCUUUGCCGUGUUUCACUUCAGUCACCUGCUGGAGCAGCUCGAGGCCAGGCUGAUGAUAUAGAAAACGAGUCAAACGAACUUAAUCGAAUCAAGAACUAUCUUUACGGCAAGCUAGCAGAGCACACGGGCCAUUCUGUUGAAAAGGUUCAUGAGGACUUGUCCAGGUCGAAGCGCUUCGACGCCGAAGGAGCCCUCGAAUACGGGAUCAUCGACCGUAUCGUCAGGCCUUCCCGGAUCAAGAAAGAGGGCGGCUCGACCACCGGUCAGAAGAAGGAGCUGCGGAAUCUGGGACUCGGCUAAUCGUAGAUGUUAGCGCACCAGAGUUAGCCCUAGACUGCCACAGUUUUUGAAUUUUUCCACGUCUUCGAAAUCUUGACGCUUCCUUGCAUUGGUCCAUGUGGAUGUACGAGAUUUAGCUUGUUCUCUCCGGUAUGCGGUAGCAGGAAGAGGUGAUAGGCGGUGGCUAUCUUUUCCGUUUUUCAUACACACCCAGAAACGCCGCGCACGUUUGAUGAUUUCGCGCGACAUUAAUGUUCUUGUUGAGCCAGUGGUCCGGCAAGAUGCCGUCUGAUUUUUUUUAA